Messenger RNA from Coregonus sp. 'balchen', 2620 nucleotides. The record is from the annotation of a GenBank genome assembly. NCBI's taxonomy places the organism in Eukaryota, Metazoa, Chordata, Actinopteri, Salmoniformes, Salmonidae.
AGCUAGCUAGCUAAUGUUAGCUAAUUUACUUGUAGUUACAUCAGAAUAGGGCUGGGCAAUCUUACCCCAACAUUGUCAUCAUGAUACGAAUAGGAGCGCAGCAGAUGGCCAGGGGACUGUGCCAAAUAAUGGGACGUGAAAUCUCAAAGGGACAUUUCAACGCCAACAUCAGACAACAAAUGACUUCAAGAGGGUCUCUCCAGCAUCCCUGGUCCUCUGUCAACAGUGUCCGAACCAUGGCGGUGGGUCCAGAAACACAGCCACUGAAUAUUUAGCUAGCUACAAACAGCCAUAACAGUAGUAUAGCCUACUGUCAAGGGCAUAAUGAGUGAGAACAUAUGAGUCACUAUAGCGUACUGUCAAUGUGAGUGAGACCAUGUGAGUCACUAUAGCCUACUGUCAAUGUGAGUGAGAACAUGUGAGUCACUAUAGCCUACUGUCAAUGUGAGUGAGACCAUGUGAGUCACUAUAGCCUACUGUCAAUGUGAGUGAGAACAUGUGAGUCACUAUAGCCUACUGUCAAUGUGAGUGAGAACAUGUCAGUCAUGAUUCAUACCUAAACAUUUUUCAUGGUUUAUCUUGAUCUUAACUGUUCCCUAAUCCCGAACGUAACUGCCGAUAGAAACAGUAUUUUUUCCCACAAUGUGCAUUGUGAACUGUAUUGUAUUGUAUUGUAUUACGUUCUGGAUGUUUCUGCCCUGUCAUUCUGUUCUGUUGUCAUACAGUGGGACCCCCUGUACUCAGUCAGAUAAUACUGUAAUAAAGUAUGGAUGAGAGUGUAAUAGUAGUGUUUGUCCACUAGGUGCUGCCCUGGCCUUUCUCCUCCCAGCCACGGGACUUCAGCCUGCCCAACUCGUCCUGGGGCUCUGACAUGAGGCGUGUGUAUGAGCACUAUAACAACCAGUGUAAGGUAGAGACGGAGGAGGGAGAGAAUAAGUGGGGUGUCUGGAGAAAUCUGCCCAGCUAUAACCGCUCCAUCAAGUAUGCCACAGGUACAGUAAGGAAGGGUUUCUUCCACAAAUGGUGUGUGUGUAUGUACGAAAUAAAUACGAAAAUGCAUGCACUCACUACUGCAAGUCGCUCUGGACAAGAUAAAUGACUAAAAUGUAAAGUAAACAGUGUAUGUAUGUAACCUUGUCUCUCCUAUCCUGGACGUAGUGUAUGAGUAAGAUGAUGUGUGUAACCAUGUGUCUCUCCUUCCAAGGUGGGGUGUAUCUGAGUAAGAUCAUUCAGUCGAAGGCUCGUCUGUUCACGCGGAACAUCAGGGAGCAGCGUUCGAGUACGACAUGUUUGUCAACAAGCAGGAGCAGAAGUGUGUGUGUGUGUUCCAGGCUGGCCACCUACUGGAGGGACCCCCGGGGUGAGCUGCUUGUGUGUGUGUGUUCCAGGCUGGCCACCUACUGGAGGGACCCCCGGGGUGAGCUGCUUGUGUGUGUGUGUUCCAGGCUGGCCACCUACUGGAGGGACCCCCGGGGUGAGCUGCUUGUGUGUGUGUGUUCCAGGCUGGCCACCUACUGGAGGGACCCCCGGGGUGAGCUGCUUGUGUGUGUGUGUUCCAGGCUGGCCACCUACUGGAGGGACCCCCUGGGUGAGCUGCUUGUGUGUGUGUGUGUGUUCCAGGCUGGCCACCUACUGGAGGGACCCCCGGGGUGAGCUGCUUGUGUGUGUGUGUACAUGUGUAUACUGUGACAAUGUUUGUCCUUGUGUGUGUGUAUCUCUGUAAAAAUGACACAAUCAACUGCUAGCGUUCAAACAUAAUAUUUAGUCAAAGUGUAACGUUGAUAAAUGAUGUGUGUGAUUCCAGGCACGUCCAUGGGGGGGCAAUAGCCACCAUGAUUGACACUGUAACAGGGACCCACGCCACCUACCUCUCUGGGCCUGUCAUGACUGCCAACCUCAACAUCAACUACCGCAGGUACACACACUUUCUCCCUCACUCACUCACUCGAUCACUCAUUCAUGGCUUAUUAAGCUCUAAAAAUAUGUUUUCAUGUUAUUGUGGUCAUUAUUAUAGGGUUCUAAGUUCUAAGUGAGGUUCUAGAUUUUUCCUGACCACAUUUCCUGGUUAUGACACAUACUGUAUCCCGCUUCUCCUCCCCAAAGCCCCAUCCCAUUGUGUAGUACAGUGCUGCUCACCUGCUCAUUGGAUAAGAAGGAGGGACUGAAAACCUUUGUUUCCUGUCAAGUGACCAACACGGACGGCUCCAAACUACACACAGAGGCCACAGGUACUGUCACCUCCUCCUUAUGUUUUUAGACACGUGUCAUUGGACUGUCAGUCAGUCUGAAGUGUUCUCUCAUUCUUAGUGUGUUUCUCUCUCUCCUUCUCCCCCUCUCUCUCUCUCUCUCUCUCUCCCUCUCCCCCUCUCUCUUUCUCCUCCUCCCUCCCCCUCUCUCUCUCACUCUUUCUCCUUCUCCCACUCUCUCUCUCCUUCUCCCUCUCUCAGGGCUGUUUCUGUCGAUCACAAUGGGACACCUAUUAGGAGGAUGAUGGAUAGGACAGCUCAUCGACCAACCAGACGCUACAAACACACAACAUCAGAAACAGCACUGACUGAAUGUUUGGGUGUAUAUCAGUACCUCGGUGUGUUGAGUGCGGGAGUGUGUAUGCUUGAGUGUG